Messenger RNA from Psylliodes chrysocephalus, 1135 nucleotides. The record is from the annotation of a GenBank genome assembly. NCBI's taxonomy places the organism in Eukaryota, Metazoa, Arthropoda, Insecta, Coleoptera, Chrysomelidae.
CCUCUGUUUAGAAAUUUUUUUAAAACUAAGUUUAAGGAAGAUAAUUUACCCAGUUCUUCCGUUUUGCGCAAAAAAUAUGUUCAAGUUAAUUUUGAUAAUGCAUUGAAUUUUAUAAGAAAUGAAAUUAACGAUAAACCUGUGUGUUUUUCAGUUGAUGAAUCAACUGAUACGAAGGGGGCGCUAUAUUGCAAAUUUUAUAAUAGGAGCAUUAGAUAAAAAUAGAUUUAUUAACGAUUCGUUAACAAAUUUUUAUUUACCUAAACAAGUGCCUACAAACAAUAUUUUAUUAAUGGUCACUGAUGCUGCUGCAUACAUGGUAAAAGCAGCUGGAAACCAAAAAAUAUUUUAUACGAAUUUAAUCCAUUGCACAUGCUUAGCACAUGGUUUAAUAGGGUUGCUGAGACGGUUAGGAAUUAAUUUCCACUCGUAUAUGAUUUAAUUAAAAAUAUUAAAAAGGUUUUUGUAAAAGCUUCUCUUCGGGUUCAAUUUUAUAAGGAUCGUUUGCCAGGAAUUUCAUUGCCACCAGAACCAGUUUUAACAAGAUGGGGCACUUAGUUAAACUGUGUUACUUUUAUUGCGACAAAUUUUAACGAAAUUAAAGAUGUCAUCUGCGACUUUGCAAUUGCAAUUAAAAUAUUCAUCGAUAUUUUUAACGAUCUUAUAGUUUACACCCAUAUUGUUCACAUUCAAGCAAAUUAUACAUGCAUAGCCACAACCAUAACUUAGCUUGAAUCUCGACGUAUGGCAUUAUUUGAAAGCAUAAAAACAGUUAAAAAUUUAAAAUCUUUUAUUGAACAGUCUGUGUUAAUGGAAAAUAAUGUUACACGAAAAUUUACAUCAGUUUUACUAAAUAAUAAAGGAUUCCAGACAUUAGAGGGCAUAAAUAAUGUUUUAUCUGGCAACUUUAAUAAUGAAUUGGAUUAAAAUAUUUCACCACUUUUAAUUUCAAAAUUUAAAUAUGCACCUGUAACGUCUUGUGAAGUGAAAUGUUCAUUUUCGAUGUACAAACGUAUUUUAAGUGAUAGAAGGCAAUGUUUCACUAUUGAAAACAUUGAAAAAUAUUAAAUAACUUACUGGUUUUAUUCUAAUAUUAAUAAUUAGAUAUAAUUGAUAGAAAUGUAAAAUCAUCUAAUCA